Molecule: messenger RNA, 4096 nt
Organism: Meloidogyne enterolobii
Lineage: Eukaryota; Metazoa; Nematoda; Chromadorea; Rhabditida; Meloidogynidae
Source: the annotation of a GenBank genome assembly
UUUUUUUCUUAAAUUUUAUGGAAGAGACCCCUUCAAAUUCAAAUAAAAAAUCAGAAAAAACAUUACAGGAAGAGAAAGAAAACGAUGCAAAUUCUUCAAGUAUUUCAUUAACAGAAACAACAAAAAGUCAAUUUACACAACAAGGGGAAAAUAAAAAUAUUUUUGUUGAUAAUCUGGAAAUAAAUAAACAACGAAAGGACUUUGAACAUUUUAAUAUAAAUACUCGAAUAAACAAUAAAUUUAAAGGAAUGGCUGAAAAAUCGGAAGUGGAAGCAUCUCAACAGAAAAACAACAAUACAAAUUCAUUAAAAUCACCCCCACAACCUCCACCAAAAACAAAUGUUCUCAGCAAAUUCCCUUGGAAGAGACAACAACAACCACUUGUUGUUAUCCCCAAAAGGCGCAAACAUAAAAAUCAUAUUUCUAAACGUAAAGGAAAUCGUGGGGGAGUAUUAGGGUCUUCAAUGCGAAAUUGUGUUUCUGACCCACAACUUUACCGCGGAUUCAAUCAUUGGUAUUCUCUUUGUGUUGAAAACCUUAAAUCUGUUUCUAUUCGACAAAAUGAAUUUUCAAAGAAAAAUAAUUCUUCCUCUAUGGGAAGUUCUAAAAAGUCUACAGAAGAAUAUAAAAACCGAAUAGAACAAUUGGAUGUUGCUGCAGCUAAAUUACUUGCUGUAGCUGAAAAUUUUGAAGAAGAUGAAAGACGUUUAAUGGCUGCUUCAGCUUCUGAACGUUUAGAAGCCAUGGGAAUUCCUUCUCCAAAUAUUGGAGAACAAAGGAAAAAUCAACAAGAAAUGGAGGAAUUUAAAUCUAAACAAAUACUUAGCCCAACAUUUAGAAAGAAAAGUAUCAACAACAGCACCCAACAUCAACAACAACCUUUAACUGUCCAACCCUCUUCUCUGGCUAAAGGAACAUCGAUAAGAUUAGCCCAGGAGAGAUUAGCAUUCGCUGCAGGGGGUCGUCAACACACUACUGGAGGGAUAUCUAAAAAUUCCAAUAUUGGAAAGAUUGGAGUUAUUCCUUCUCUAGACAUAACUACAUGUUCCCCAUCAACAUCUACAGCAGCUAUAACAGUCUCUUCCCCAAAAGAAAAUCAAAAAAAGAUUUUGGCCACUCCAGUAGAAGGAAUUGAACAAAUAAAUUCUCGUCCAAAUCCUUCAAAUUUAGAAGGAGAAAAUUCUGGAGGAAAUUUGGAAAGAAAAAUUUCCGGGAGAAGAAAAAGACUUGAAGAUUUAGCAAAAAUAAAAGAAGAACUAAGAAAUACAAAAUUACCUUCAAUUUCUAAUAAUUUGAAGAAGAAAAAAGAGAGAGAACAAAAACAAGAGGAAUUGGAAGAUGCUCAAGCAAAGAGUACUGUCGAUGCUGUGUCAGCAGCAUUUCAUACAACAAUUACUGAUGCACAAACAUCAACAGCUCGAUUACCAACUACAACAACAACCACUAAUGUAUAUGCUGCAAAACCGCCAGCUUCCCCUUCAUUGCUAGCUCGGCGAGAAUUAAACAGACUAGCUAAUAGGCGAGAUCCUGAUGAUUCAAAAUCAUCAAAGACAACAACAGAAGAAGCACAAAAACAGCAACUUUUAUCCCCAACUUUACAUACUCGAAAACUUAGCGGUCGUUUUCGUGCCGGAAAUGUUACUCAAAACAUUACAGCUUCAACAACCCCUUCACAUAUUCCUUUGGUUGCCGUCCCUAUUGAUCAACAAAUUGAUGAUGUUCAACAACAACAACCUUCCUCAUCACCUUUGACUACUCCUAAAUUUAGACAGCCUCCUGAACACCGCGCAGCUAGGAGUGGAUUGGCUAAAACACUUAGCCUUUUUGCUUCUAUUGAAGAUAAAAAUGAAAGUAGUCAAAAAAGUGUUAGUGGAACUACUGAAGGAGAGACUGGGACUUCAACAACUGAUGCUGCCAAUACUUCAGAUAAUUCUGAAAGAAGAGAGGAACAUUCACAAGCACCUCCUCCCUCAUCUCAUAAAUUAUCUCAGGCAAAAUUUUUCUAUUUUGUAACCGAAAAUAGUAGACCUAGUAAACCACUCGAUUUUAAAGCAACAGUACAACUCGAAAAUUAUUCUACACAAGCUGAUAAAAAUGAAGAUGUAAAGAAAGAAAAAGGAGAGGAAGGGAAAGACGAGGAGGAGGAUGACGAUGACGAUGAAAGCUACGAGACUCCAGGGGAGUCGACUACUGAAGCUAAGGUUCCUGUUUUGAAUCUGUCACGUCAUCAAAGGCCCCAUUCUGGACUUAUUCAAAAUCCACCAAUUCCACCCCCUCCCUAUCCCGGCCCAAAAAUACAACAACAAAAAUCAACAGCCCCAACAAAUGCUUUAAUAGCUUCAUUGCAAUUACCUCCAUCUGUUUGUGCUAAAGUUGAUAAAAUAAUUGCUGGUGGGGGAAGUGGUACUGUAAAGAAAGGAUUAAAUCAAACAGUCAGAAAAAGUAAUUGGAAUGACAGUCCUGGAAGUCGCCCAAUCCAGGACGACAAAGAAGGGCAUUUGCUUUAUCAUAAUGGCCAAAUAAUUGAUAAUAGAUUUGAAAUAGUCAAAACUUUGGGAGAAGGAACUUUUGGGAAAGUUGUGCAAGUUAAAGAUCUCAGAAUUGGAAGAAAAUCUUCUUCAACACCAAAAGCUUUAAAAAUAAUUAAAAAUGUUUCAAAAUAUAGAGAAGCUGCUCGUUUAGAAAUUAAUGUUUUGAGAAAAUUAAAAGAAAAAGAUCCGGAUAGUCGACAUUUGGUUAUCCAAUUACUUGACAGUUUUGAUUAUUUUGGACAUAUAUGUCUAUUAUUUGAUUUGCUAGGAUUAAGUGUCUUCGAUUUUAUGAAAUCGAAUGAUUACAGACCCUACCCUCUGGAUCAAGCAAGAUAUAUCGCUUAUCAGUUAAUACACGCAGUUAAAUUUUUGCAUGAAAAUCGUUUAACACAUACUGAUUUGAAGCCAGAAAAUAUACUUUUUGUAUGUAGUGAUUAUGUUACUGUGCCACAGGGUAAUUCUGAUGAAGGAAGGAGACGAAAACCUAUGCGAGUUGUUAAGGAUGCAACAGUCCGUUUAAUUGAUUUGGGUUCUGCCACCUUCGAUCACGAGCAUCAUUCAACUAUUGUCUCUACUAGACAUUAUCGGGCUCCAGAAGUUAUUUUGGAACUUGGAUGGUCACAACCUUGUGAUGUUUGGUCUAUUGGAUGUAUAAUGUUUGAAUUAUACACGGGACAGACUUUAUUUCAAACACACGAUAAUCGAGAACAUUUGGCAAUGAUGGAAAGAAUUUUAGAAAAUAUACCUUACAGAAUGGGAAGAAAAACAAAAACCAAAUAUUUCUACCACGGCCGAUUAGAUUGGAAUGAAAGAACAUCAGCGGGGCAAUAUGUACGAGAUAAUUGCAAACCUCUAAUGCGUUAUAUGCAAUCAAAUAACGAGGAACACCAACAACUUUUUAAUCUUAUUGACCGAAUGUUAGAUUACGAACCAAGUUCUCGAAUAGUUUUGGCUGAGGCACUCAGACAUUCUUAUUUUGAUCGUUUGGAUUCAAACCUUAGAGCACGUGUUGAUGGGGUAAAAAUUAACAACGGAGAAGGACAAAAUGGGGUUGGAGGGAGGAUUGGUUAAAAGUUUAACUUAUUUUUAUUUAAACUUUCUUAAAUGUUGGCGGAACCUUAAAUUCUCCAAAAUAAUUAUUUUUAAAUUAACGGUGAAGAUUGGAUGGAGGUCAGUCGGAAUUUCGAUUUUUGGCAGUUCCAAUUUCCGGCACCUUCAUAAUUUCCGACUGACCCCUGGUGAAGAUUUACAUGAUAUGUUUAAUUGUUUAUAGGUAUUUUUAAUUUUGUAAAACAUUUCCCCCUCAUAUUGAGUAGGUGUCCGGAAAAUUGGGCUCUGGAAAAUUGGGCUCCAAGAUUUUUCGGAAAUUUGGGCUCCAACUUUUCGGAAAAUUGGGCUCCGGCGGUAAUUUGGGCUCUGCGUGAAAAUAUCGGAAUAUUGGGCUCUAAAAUUUUGGGCUCCGGAGGAAUUUUGGGCUCUGAGGAAAAAAGUCAAAUUAUGCAACAAUUAGAGAUGAGUGAAGGGCAAAGAUGGAUUUUCAGUAUUUUUAACACAAAAAAUGGUGU